Lathyrus sativus (Indian pea) is the source of this 273-nucleotide messenger RNA. NCBI's taxonomy places the organism in Eukaryota, Viridiplantae, Streptophyta, Magnoliopsida, Fabales, Fabaceae. The record is from the annotation of a GenBank genome assembly.
AUGCAGACACUUGGUACAGGUGAAGGUGUAAAAGGUAUAUAUGUAUCAAUAGAUGUUGAUUCUCUUGAUCCAGGCUAUGCUCCAGGUGUGUCUCACAUUGAAUCAGGAGGCCUUUCUUUUAGAGAUGUUCUAAACAUUCUUCAGAAUCUGAAAGGCAAUAUUGUUGGUGGAGAUGUUGUUGAAUACAAUCCACUACGUGAUGUUUCUAAUAGAAUGACGGCACUUGUUACUGCUAAGUUGGUUCGAGAGUUGGCUGCAAAGAUGUCCAAAUGA